This is a messenger RNA of Brenthis ino (lesser marbled fritillary), 474 nucleotides long. The record is from the annotation of a GenBank genome assembly. Lineage: Eukaryota; Metazoa; Arthropoda; Insecta; Lepidoptera; Nymphalidae.
AUGAAGAGAGAUAUAGUUUUCUUAGAAAAUGAAAUAAAUACAGUUCAGGAAUCAAUUAAAAUAAUGCCAUUAGAAGACCAACUAUCACAGGAGGCUGAAACUGUAAAUGAAGAAAAUAAUUCAGAGGACAUUGAGGAUUUGUCAUAUAAAACACUACAAGAGGCUAAUAAAGAAAGCAAUGAAGAUUUGUCAUAUAAAACACAAUCGGAAAGUGAAUAUGAACCAUGGACGAAUGAUUCAAGUUUAUCUAGCGAUGACAAUACACAAGCUUACAAACUUGAGAGACCUUUAAGAAAAAGGAAACAAACAUCAUUUUAUAAAUGUAAUUUUGUGCAUGUGUAUGGACAAUAUCAAGAAUCUAAGUGGCUUGUAGACUCUGGUGCAGAUGAACAUAUGUGCUGUGAUCGUUCAUUAUUUACGCAUUUUGCAAAUCAUUCGCAAAAGAUGGUGACAGUAGGUAAACGGCGUGGCAAU